Paramecium tetraurelia is the source of this 546-nucleotide messenger RNA. RefSeq lists its product as uncharacterized. The transcript has 4 exons. Gene Ontology annotation, biological process: proton transmembrane transport. Lineage: Eukaryota; Ciliophora; Oligohymenophorea; Peniculida; Parameciidae. Gene Ontology annotation, cellular component: proton-transporting V-type ATPase, V0 domain. Gene Ontology annotation, molecular function: proton-transporting ATPase activity, rotational mechanism. The record is from RefSeq and is a predicted model, not a curated record.
AUUAAAAAAUGGCUGAGAACGAUACUAUUGAGCCUUCUGCCUACUUCUUUGGAUAUAUUGGAGUUGCAUCUGCAGUCGUUUUUGCCAAUUUGGGAUCCUCAUAUGGUGCUACAAAAUCUGGUGUCGGAAUUUGCUCAAUGGGUGUUUUAAAACCAGAUUUGAUUAUGAAGUCUGUUAUUCCAGUUGUCAUGGCUGGUAUUCUGGGAAUCUAUGGGAUGAUUGUUGGUGUUAUUUUGUAAGGAAAAGUUUCAUCAAUUACAGCACAAUCAGCUUCAAAAUAAGGAUAUGCUUAUUUAUCAGCUGGAUUAUGUUGUGGACUGAGCUCUUUAGCUGCAGGAUUAUCAAUUGGUAUUGUUGGUGAUGCAGGAGUCAGAGCAAACGCCUAAUAAGAUAGAAUUUUCGUAGGAAUGAUUUUGAUUUUGAUUUUUGCAGAAGCUUUGGCAUUGUAUGGGCUUAUUGUGUCCUUGAUUUUAUCAUAAACAUCAUGAGUAUUAUUAAUAAAGCACAAAUAUAAAGAUAAAUCCAUAUGAAAUACAUAUAUAAUAA